Molecule: messenger RNA, 2073 nt
Organism: Octopus bimaculoides (California two-spot octopus)
Lineage: Eukaryota; Metazoa; Mollusca; Cephalopoda; Octopoda; Octopodidae
Molecular function (GO): ubiquitin protein ligase activity; metal ion binding
Source: RefSeq, a predicted model, not a curated record
AUAGAAAAAAGAAAUCUCAGUAAUAAAACAAGUCGUGUUAUGAGUGGCCAUUCUGUGUCUAUCCUGUGUGUAUUUAGUUGACAACUGGUGUACUUUGAAAGUAAAUUGUCCCUAACCUUGCAAUGGAUGUCGAAGAGGUUGUGGUACCCUCUCAACAAAUCAAGGCCGAUACUGCUGCUCUGACUGAGAAGAAUAUACCACUGACUUGCAGUAUAUGUAGCGGAAAGUUUCACUCACCCAGGGCGUUGCCCUGCCUACAUACAUACUGCAAAACCUGUUUGAGCUCUUACAUUCAAGCAUAUCUGAGUGAGACAAACAAGGGCUCAUUCCCAUGUCCGGACUGCCAGGAAGAUACGCAACCAAUCGACCCAACACGCCCUUAUAUUGAAUGGGCUGAUGGUUUCCCGGAAAAUUUUUUCCUGACAGAUAUGAACAUAGAAAUAAUAAACGACAGCAAUAUUGCCAAUGACACUAACCGAAAAUCGAUUGGUUUAAAUAAAACAGUUCGAAAUCCUCGUUUAAGUUUCAGUGACACAGAUAUCUUUAAAAGCUCUGUUACGAAGUCAUUUGAUACGAAAACCUUUAAGGAACACACAGUGGUGUUAGAAAAAGAAGAGAAAAUUCUACAAACUUGCCAAAAGUUGGACGAAGCCAUGGUAUUGAAAAAAGAGGACGGAAACUUAAAAUCUCAGGACGAGUUAACAGAUUGUAAAAACGAAGAAAACACUACCAAGAUGCCCAAAGGAAGUGAAGUCGAAGAAGAAAAUGGUCUAUUGUUGCCAUUGGAAAAUAAAUUUACAGCUCAUCUUCCAGGUGUCGAAGUCCCUUCCAUUUUAAACAAUGCCAUAAUACUUCCGUCGGGGGAAGUAUUAGGGGUCGAUGUGAGAAAUCGACACGUGAAGAAAUUUUCCCUGUCCGGGAAAUUAAUUGGUUUGCUUCGUUUGAUGUCCGAACCAGGAGAUAUUGCUCUCCUUCCUGAAGGUGAAGCAUUGGUUACUUUGCCCCAAAAGUCAGAAAUCAUUACUUUUGAUCCUGAUAAAUCUAUGGAGGUAAUCGAUCAUAUCCCAACACCUCGAAAAUAUACGUGUAUCGCAGUAGGACAACCCGAAAAGUUAGUCGCUACGCACUGCGUGGAAAACUUCUGGUGCGUCGAUGUUCUCUCGUAUGCUUGUUAUAUUCUUUAUUCCAUUCAACGAAACUGCGUCGGAAAACCAAUGGGCCUUACAAUAUCCCCGAAUUUCGAUAUUAUAGUCUCAGAUACCCUAGAACGGUCUCUGAUCUCCUACAAGUGGGACGGUAGCAUCAAUUUUAUGUACAAACCAGACCCUUCCGAAAGUGACGAGUGUUUAGAAGAACCGCGUGGAGUUUGUUGUGGUCGAGACGGCUCAGUUUAUUUGGCUGACACGAAGAAUGACCGAAUCAUUCAUAUGAGCAAAACCGGAUUCUUUAAAAGGAUACUCUUGGAUGGAACUGACGGCAUCAGUCGCCCCGUGGGACUUUAUUUUAGUGAUAAAUCCAAACUGUUAGUGACCCAGGAAGAUGGUGUUGUAAAAAUAUUCGGCAUGUAAAAGGUAAUUUGCAACGACCCUGGUAAUAGUAGUAAUAAUAAUAAUAAUAAUAAUAAUAAUGAUAAUAAUAAUAAUAAUUUCUUUUAUUAGCCACAGGGUAUCACUCAGAAAAAAAAAAACUUGUCAUCACAAACAUUAAUAUCAAGUCAUUGUUUCUCUUUAUUUUUCUAAUUUUUAUAUUUUUUAAAACUUACUGGUUAUUAUUCAUUUACUUGCUACAAUUAUAAAAUAUAUUUUGAUUAUGAAUGUUUUGUUUUUGAAGGUACCUUUAUACUGUUGUUGUUGUUGUUAUUUAACCCCAGAUCUUACUGUCACCAUCCUGUCUUAUCUCCAUCAUAGUGUAUCUGGGAUGUUUCUCUUUAGUUGAUUUGAGGUUGGAAUAUAAGGGAUUUUUAAUCCAUGAAACUCCUAAACACUUACUGCUAUUUUCGCUGAUAAUAUGUAUGUACAUACACACACACACACACACACACACACACAACACACACACACGAGAGAGAGAGAU